Molecule: messenger RNA, 945 nt
Organism: Rhizophagus irregularis DAOM 181602=DAOM 197198
Lineage: Eukaryota; Fungi; Glomeromycota; Glomeromycetes; Glomerales; Glomeraceae
Source: RefSeq, a predicted model, not a curated record
AUGUCAAAGAUAUCGAAGGAUAAAAAUAUACACCCUACUUUAUCUAGUCAUCUUAUCCGAUUAUCCAGCAUAUCUCCAUUUACAUGGCAAAUCUUUGAAAAUCUUCUUAUGAAUGAUCUGUUUAUGGGAAAAAUUGAAACUCCGCCAUCAUCUUUCAGUAAUGAAGUUAACCAACAAAAUCAAACAAUUUUAUUACUUCAAAAAGAACGUCAACAGCUCUUUGAUUUAUGCCUUUACGAUGAUAGAAUUAUUUCUCUAUUGGAAAAAUGGAAAAAAAACAUUAAAGAUAUUGCUUUGAAAUCAAUUCCCAAUAAAAAAGGAAGUCUUUGGAUGACUGUGUGGGUUUCUCACUUGGAGAUUAGCCUGAAUAACUACCUAUGUUCUGGCAUUUGGUUCUCAGAAUUUCAAGAAAUUAUUUCCCAAAAUCAUUCUGCUACACGAAGACUAGUUGCCUACUUCCUAAUCCACGAAGUGAUAGAAGAAACAUUUAAGGAAAAUUUUCGUAAAAAUAAAAACAUACAAGAACAUGCAGACCCUACCUUGAUUCCUAAAGUUAUUACUUUGAACCAGGCAGAAUCACUAAAAUUUUCUUAUAUUAUUGGUUGGGUACUCUUCAAAUUGCUCAAAAGAGAUCACGUAAUGAAUUCCCAUCCAAAAUUUCAAGUUAUGCAUACUUUACUUAAAGCUCACUGCGAAGAAAAGGUUGAAUAUAUGCCAGAAACAAAAUCACAGAUCACUAACAUUAUACCUAGACCCGAAUUUACUCAGUUCAUGUAUUAUUUGGAAUCUUUAAUAAUUGAACUGUUCGAGAAACAUAAUGAAUUAGGAUCAAAUAUCCUGUGUUAUGUGAAAAAUAGUCUUCUUGCUAACUUAUCUCUAAAUCAAAUGUUUAUUACAACAUUGAAAUCAAAUAAUAUUACUGGUGUUGAAUUAGAAGAUGAAUAA